This is a messenger RNA of Pelobates fuscus (common spadefoot toad), 1278 nucleotides long. Its product is annotated as prostaglandin reductase 1-like. The coding region runs from base 163 to 1158 and encodes 331 amino acids. Gene Ontology annotation, cellular component: cytoplasm. Gene Ontology annotation, molecular function: 2-alkenal reductase [NAD(P)H] activity; 15-oxoprostaglandin 13-reductase [NAD(P)+] activity. The transcript is spliced from 10 exons. Gene Ontology annotation, biological process: prostaglandin metabolic process. The record is from RefSeq and is a predicted model, not a curated record. Lineage: Eukaryota; Metazoa; Chordata; Amphibia; Anura; Pelobatidae.
CAGCUCGAAUGAGGGCAAAGUCGAAAGAUAUCUGCUAGUAUGUUAGAAAAACUUACAAGAAAGAGACAUUGUUCAGCUUCUCUGGUCCUGUCCCAUACUCUGUACAGACGCAGCAUUGCAUCAGCUCCUCUGUUUUUUGUUUGUUUUCGUCAGUGAUAGAAGAUGGUUAAAUCAAAGUCAUGGACUAUGGUGAAACACUUUGAAGGUGCUCCUAAACUUGAGGACUUCAAAUUGAUUGAGAAAGAGCUGCCACCCCUUAAAGAUGGAGAGGUGUUGCUGGAAUCUGUAUUUUUGAGUGUGGACCCAUACAUGAGACCAUACAGCAAACGUAGUUUAAAAGAUGGUGAUGUCAUGAUGGGAUCUCAAGUAGCCAGAGUUGUGGAAAGUAAAAAUCCUGCUUACCAGGUUGGCAGCUAUUAUGUGUCAUACAGUGGAUGGACAACACACUUUAUAUCCGAUGGCAAAGGCCUCCGUCCUCUGCCUACAGACUGGCCAGAAAAUCUUCCAAGAUCACUUGCCCUGGGGACAGUUGGCAUGCCUGGUCUCACCGCAUAUAUUGGCCUACUGGAAAUCUGCAAAGCAAAACAAGGGGACGUUGUUCUUGUCAACUGUGCAGCUGGAGCUGUUGGUUCUGUAGUUGGACAAAUUGCAAAGCUUAAGGGCUGCAAAGUGGUUGGAUCUACGGGCUCAGAUGCAAAAGUUACCUACUUAAAAGAAAUUGGUUUCGAUGAAGCCUUUAACUACAAGACUGUAAGCUCUUUGGAAGAAGCUCUGAAGAAUGCAUCACCAGAAGGUUAUGAUUGUUACUUUGAGAAUGUAGGUGGGGUGUUUUCUGAUGUAGCCCUGCAACAAAUGAAACAAUUUGGAAGAAUUGCUGUGUGUGGAGCUAUUUCUACGUACAACGAUUCAGUGCCUCAAACAGGACCAUAUGUACAGUCAUAUUUUGUUUUUAAACAACUGCGCAUGGAGGGGUUUCUGAUCUUUAGCUGGGAAGACAAACCUCAGUAUCAGGAGGGACAAAAGCAGCUCUUGCAGUGGAUUGUAGAGGGAAAGCUGAAUUUCCACGAACAUAUCACAAAUGGCUUUGAAAAUAUGCCAGCUGGUUUUAUUGGAAUGCUUAGUGGAGACAACAUUGGGAAAGCCGUAAUAAAGGUGUAACCACCAGGAUUUGCAGUCUUUUUUAAAGCAUUGCAGUGCUGCUUGUUGUGGGAGCAGUCUCGUUUUUGUGAAAAUUAAUAAAAUAAAAUAAAUAAAUAAAAGGUUCUUGCUAAAACUGAA